AUGGGCGUUUCUUCAGAACCAGGUCAAAAGGGCGUCAAUUGGUCCAACAUUGCUGUUGGUGGCAUUAUGAACAUGGUCACCACACUUGGUCAACCUCUUGAGGUUCUGAAAACCCAAAUGGCUGCAAAUCGGUCCCAAUCUAUGUGGAAUGCCUGUAAAACAGUUUGGGGGCGCGGGGGAGUUGCUGGGUUCUACCAAGGUCUUAUCCCUUGGGCUUGGAUUGAAGCUUCAACAAAAGGCGCCGUCUUAGUUUUUGCGGCUUCUGAAGUGGAAACAGCGGCUUUGGCUGCUGGCAUUAACCCUGGAUUUGCCGGGUUGUUGGGAGGAAUGACUGGAGGUGUUGCACAGGCUUACGCGACUAUGGGCUUCACAACAUGCAUGAAGACUGCUGAAAUCACCCGUGCCAAAACCGCCGCUACCGGUGUCAAACCCCCUUCGACCUGGGCAGUCUUUGCCGACAUUUACCGUCGCGAGGGUUUGGCCGGCGUUAACAAGGGUGUGAAUGCUGUCGCUGUCCGCCAAUGCACGAACUGGGGUUCUCGUAUGGGUUUUGCUCGCCUUGCAGAAGAUUCCAUCCGUAAAAUUCGAGGCAAGGGUGAGUCGGAAAAACUCGGCGCCGUCGACAAAAUUGUUGCCUCCUCAAUUGGUGGUGCUCUGGCCACAUGGAAUCAACCAAUCGAAGUCAUUCGUGUCGAGAUGCAAAGUAUGGCCAAGGGUACCGCUAACUCUAAUCGACCCGCGAAACUCACCAUUCUCAACACGCUGAGCUUCAUCUACAAGGAAAAUGGCAUCAAAGGCUUGUACCGUGGUGUUACCCCCCGAAUUGGUCUAGGUAUCUGGCAAACAAUCUGCAUGGUGUCCUUUGCGGACUAUGUUAAGGCUUGGGUGAAGAAACAGUAG
Psilocybe cubensis is the source of this 900-nucleotide messenger RNA. RefSeq lists its product as uncharacterized. Bases 1 to 900 code for a protein of 299 amino acids. The record is from RefSeq and is a predicted model, not a curated record. Gene Ontology annotation, cellular component: mitochondrion. The transcript is spliced from 8 exons. Lineage: Eukaryota; Fungi; Basidiomycota; Agaricomycetes; Agaricales; Agrocybaceae. Gene Ontology annotation, biological process: mitochondrial citrate transmembrane transport; alpha-ketoglutarate transport. Gene Ontology annotation, molecular function: tricarboxylate secondary active transmembrane transporter activity.